Rhea pennata is the source of this 3396-nucleotide messenger RNA. Its product is annotated as protocadherin gamma-B1-like. The transcript has a single exon. Gene Ontology annotation, molecular function: calcium ion binding. Gene Ontology annotation, cellular component: plasma membrane. Gene Ontology annotation, biological process: homophilic cell-cell adhesion. The record is from RefSeq and is a predicted model, not a curated record. Lineage: Eukaryota; Metazoa; Chordata; Aves; Rheiformes; Rheidae. The coding region runs from base 333 to 2864 and encodes 843 amino acids.
CUAUCCUGUAGUGGAUAACUACAGUAGUGAAGAAAUACCUCGCUGUGCGAGUGCGAGCCGGCUGCAGUGGCGGCGCGGGGACUCCGGGUGCCGCUGUUGCCCGAUGCGAAGCGCCGCAGCAGCCGCCGCCGCCGCCGCAGACGGAGCCGGAGCCGGAGCCGCGGGGCGGCUGCUCGCUCGCGCAGUGCCCGAGGCGGAAGAGCGGAGCGGAGCAGGGGCGGACUGGGUCUCGCCGCGCCGGUCGACCUGUGAGCCAGCUGCGGGGGAUCUGCAGAGCAGGGCGGCGUCGGAGGACGGGAGGCGAGGCGCAGCGAAGGCGGCGAGCGGCGGGGAUGGGAGCGAGGCAGGGAGCGCAGCGGCGGGCAGCAGCCAGGCACGUCGCGCUGCUGGCCGUGCUGCUGCCGGUGUGCUGCCGGGCGGCGCCGGAGCGGCUGCGCUAUGCGGUUCCCGAGGAGACGGGCAGCGGCUCCCUGGUGGGGCCGCUGGCGCGGGACCUGGGGCUGAGCCCGGCAGACCUGCCGGCGCGGCAGCUGCGGCUGGUCUCGGCGGCUAAAAGGCAGCUGAAACACUUCGCGGUGGGCGCGGAGAACGGGCACCUGUACGUGAGCGAGAGGCUGGACCGGGAGGAGAUGUGCGGCGACUCCGCGUCCUGCUCGGUCAGUUUCGAGGUGGUGCUGCAGAACCCGCUCAACGUUUUCCACGUCGACGUGGCCAUCCAGGACAUCAAUGACAACUCGCCGGUCUUCAGCAAGGCAGCUCUCGAUCUGGAGAUCGGGGAAUUGAUGCUUCCUGGUGCGCGGUUUCCGCUGGAGAUGGCGCAAGAUCCGGAUGUGGGAAGCAACUCGCUGCUCAGCUACCAGCUCACUGACAGCCCCUCCUUCUCGCUUGCGGUGAAGGAGACUGCAAGUGGCAAGAGGCAGCCCGAGCUGGUGUUAGAAGCAGCUUUGGAUCGUGAGAAGCAGAGCUCCUUCCAGAUGGUGCUGAUGGCGGUGGACGGCGGGUCUCCGGCGAGGUCGGGCACGGUGCAGAUUCGCGUCAACGUGACAGACGCGAAUGACAACGCGCCCGUGUUCAGCAAAAGCGCCUACGAGGCGCGAGUGCGGGAGAACGCGCCGGCGGGGUCGCUGGUGCUGCGGGUGCGAGCCACGGACGCGGAUGCGGGCUCCAACGGCCGCGUCUCCUACGCCUUCAGCAACGUGCCCGAGGCUGUCCGCGCUGUCUUCAGCAUAGACAGCGACAGCGGCGACAUCCGAAACGAAGGGACUCUGGAUUUCGAGGAGAGGAAUAGAUACAGCUUCGGCGUGGAAGCGAGGGACGGGGGCGGGCUCAGCGGUCACUGCCAGGUCCUCGUAGAGGUCACAGACGAGAACGACAACGCGCCCGAGAUAACGACGCUGUCGGUGUCGAGCCCGGUGCCCGAGGACUCCCCGCUCGGCACCGUCGUCGCCCUCGUGAACGUGCACGACGCGGACUCUGGCGACAACGGGAAGGUGCGGUGCGAGCUGGAGGGCGAGUCGCCGUUCGCCAUCGUGGCGUCGUCGGGCAGCUCGUACAAGGUGGUGACGGCGAGCGCGCUGGACAGGGAGCGGGCGGCCGAGCACAACGUGACGGUGGUGGCGAGCGACGGCGGGAGCCCGGCGCUCUGCAGCCGCACGACGCUGGCGCUGGCCGUGUCGGACGUGAACGACAACGCGCCGGUGUUCGAGGAAGCGGCCUACAGCGCCUACGUGGCGGAGAACAACGCGGCGGGCGCGGCGGUGCUGCGCGUCCGCGCGCGGGACGCGGACGCGGGCGCCAACGGGCGCGUGAGCUACUGGCUGGCGGGCGGCAGCGCGGGCGAGGCGGCGGCGGCGCCCUACGUGUCGGUGGAGGCGCGGAGCGGCGCGCUGUACGCGCAGCGCUCCUUCGACUACGAGCAGUGCCGCGAGUUCGCCGUGGAGGUGAGGGCGCAGGACGGCGGGUCGCCGGCGCGCAGCUCGACGGCGACGGUGCGCGUCUUCGUGCUGGACCUCAACGACAACGCGCCGCAGGUGCUGUGGCCGGCGGCGGCGGCGAGCCCCGGCGCGGGCCCGUUCGAGGUGGUGCCGCGGUCGGCCGAGGCGGGCUACCUGGUGGCCAAGGUGGUGGCGGUGGACGCGGACGCGGGGCGCAACGCGUGGCUGUCGUACGAGCUGCUGCAGGCGACGGAGCCGGCGCUCUUCCGGCUGGGGCUGCACAGCGGCGAGGUGCGGACGGCGCGGGCCGUGUCGGAGCGCGACGCGGCCCGGCAGCGCCUCGUGGUGGUGGUGAAGGACCACGGGCAGCCGGCGCUGUCGGCCACGGCCACGCUGCACGUGGUGCUGGCCGAGAGCUUGCAGGAGGCGCUGCCGGCGCUGAGCGAGCGGGCGGCGGGCGCCGAGUCGCCGGCGGAUUUGCAGUUCUACCUGGUGCUGGCGCUGGCGCUGCUCUGCGCCUUGUUCGUGCUGAGCGUGGCGCUGGCCGUGGCGGCGCGGGUGCGGCGCGCCGGGCCGCCCGCCGUCCUGCGCUGCCUGGGCGCCGAGCGCUUCGCCGCCGCCGGCCCCGCCUUCCCGGCCGACUUCUGCGAGGGCACCUUGCCCUACUCCUACAACCUGUGCGUGGCGCCGGGCCGCGCCGUCGCCGAGUGCGCCUUGCUGCCGGCCCCGCUCCCCAGCCGCGCCGUCGACGAUCUUCUCAGCGGCGACCCGCCCGCGAUGCUGACGCCCAGCAGCAGCCGUGCCCCGGCAGAGCCGCCGUCGCACCCCGACGCAGUGCAGGUCUGUAAGCCGACCCCAGCCCUCUUCUCGCACCCUUCCUUAUCUUCACACCCCCCGCGUCUGCUCGUUUGUAGUUUUCGUAAGCUUUAGCAGCCUGUGCUGCUUCUCCUCGAUUGUAUUUGCAUCUUAACGAGGAAAGGGGAGCGCCUGUUGAGGCGAAUGGAUGAACGGACGAAUGACUGAGAACAAGCAACACUCCGGUGACGCCUUGCUUUUAGGAGCAGCAAGUGCUCCCGUAGGGUUCUUCUGCUCACAGUUUGGGAGGUAUGCCGAGGGGGAACAGACCAGGGCGUAGAUCGCGGAUCGAUGUCAGAGGCAGCAGAGAAAUUAGUAACAUGAAUGUCUGUUGCCACACUGAAUGACAUGGGGAUUUGCCUAUGAGAGGCGCGGCGCGGCGCGGCGCAGCGCAGGCCCCGCUUCGUUUCCGCACGGGCUCUUCUCGCUCACACUAGUGACUGUGCCGACUGGAGCACGCUUUGCUAAGGCGCAGCUGCUCCAGCGCUUGUUGGCAGAUGGGCUUCGACCACGUGCAUCUCUGCGUAAUGCUUAUUGGCUAUAUUAAAGAUAGAAAGGAAGCUCGUGUAAGGUUAGAAAAAUGGCCCUUAAGCGGUGUGUGUGUGUU